UAACACAAACACAAACACGGAAAACAUUCAGUAGCAUUCUACACACAACUCUGUUUCAUAAUCUUCCCCUGUUCCUUUCUUGUUAACUACUGAAGUCAAGUGUUCAGAAAAACCAAUGAGGAUUGUAGGAUUGGGUUUUCGCCCCACAGAUGAAGAACUCGUCGACUUCUACCUCAAACACAGAUUGCUCGGUGAUGAUCCCCGUGUUCGCGUCAUGACUGACAUAGAUCUUUGCGAUGUUGAACCUUGGGAAGUACCAGUGAUGUUAGCAAAAUCAGUAAUACCAUUCAAAGACCGAGAAUGGUGUUUCUUCAGUCCUGUUAAAUUGAUGUCCUCAAAUAGUAAAAGGUUUAUCAGGAGAACCAAGUCUGGGUUCUGGAAACCCACUGGAAAAGACCGUGAUGUUAGAAGCAGGGACACCAACACUGUCAUUGGGACUAAGAAGACUCUUGUUUUCAAAUAUGGUCGUGCUUCCAAAGGUGUCAAUUCCGACUGGUUUAUUUACGAAUAUCAUGCUCUUAACUUUCUUGAAAGCCAGUGCGUAGAAGGAUCGUAAACUAGUCGAACCAAGAUGAGUAUUUUAAAAUAUCUUAUGUGAUGAAGCUCCGACACUGUGCUCGAGCCGCGCUUCCCCGAGUCGGAAGCGCACCGGACAUGGACACCCGUCGGAAGCGUGUAGGACGCGGUGUCGGACACUGAUAUUUGGGUCGGACACGGUCUUCCUUUUGGACGUGCGGAGAAAAGUGAAAAGUAGGUGUUGAUCUUACUAUUACAGUUACCUUCGCAGAGAAGAAGCUGAAAAGAAAACAUAAUAUAAAUUUAAUAAUAGUUAUUUUAUUUAAUCAAUUUGUUUUGAUUUCACGGAUUCAAAGAAUUCUCUUCUGUCACAUCUUCAUCAUUUCAAUUCUUUCUCGAUAUAAUUAUUUUAUUUAAGGAAAUUUUAAUAUGUUUAAUUAGUAUAUAAUAUAUUAUAUUAUAAUUAAUUUUAAUUUACGAUAUCUUUUAUUUUUAUAUUUAAAUAAUUUAAUUUCUAUUACAUUAAUUUAUAUAUAAUUAUAUAAUUAUAUAAUUAAUAUAUUUUAUAAUAUAUGUGUCUCGUAUUUCAAAUAAAUAUAAAUAAAUUAUUUUAUAUAAAAAAUAAAAAUAAAAAUAAAUACACAACUAAUCUAAAUUAAAAAUCUUAACCAAUUAUAUAUAAUCAAAGUACAAAGAAGAGAAAACUAAAUUGUGGGAUAUUGGAAGAGAUGACUUUUCAUUGGAAAAUAGCGGAGUUUUUCAGAUUGCUAGUCUAUCUCUUGAUGAACCAGAAUUAGAAGAAGCAUUUUUCAAUGAAGAUAAACAAAUAUGAGAGCCAAACAUCAUAAUUUACAUACGUUUUUUUGUUUUUCUUUUGCUAGACUUUGUUUCUUUUAUAAUUGUUUAUCUUGAUUUCCAUUAGACCAUGAAAUAUAAUUGGUAGAGGUAAAACUUAUGAGAAUAUAAAUCUGGCAGAGCCGGUUAGAUAUUCUCUCAUAAAUUUUAUUCUCAGAAAGACAAGAUAUAACGGGGGAAAGGAAAAUAUAGAAAAUGUGAACAUAUAAACAUAAAAGGUAUGACCGACAUGCCCGAUCUCAUCUGGGACUUAUAGUUCUGUCGGCUCUACUGGCCUUAACAUGCCCGAUCUACAAAGGGUAUCCUAGCGAAUACACACCACUUCAAUUACACAGAUAUUCUAAAAGGUAUCCAAGGAUUUCUCGCUCUGAUACCAGAGAAAAGAGAAGAGGGGAAUAUAAACAUAAAAGAGGUAAAACUUAUGAGAAUAUAAAUCUGGCAAAGCCGGUUAGAUAUUCUCUCAUAAAUUUUAUUCUCAGAAAGACAAGAUAUGAGAAAAGAGAAGAGGGGAAUAUAAACAUAAAAGAGGUAAAACUUAUGAGAAUAUAAAUCUGGCAGAGCCGGUUAGAUAUUCUCUCAUAAAUUUUAUUCUCAGAAAGACAAGAUAUAAACAGAAAAAAAAAGUAAACAGAAAAAAAUAAAUUAUGUGCAUCAUAUGUUUUUAAGCCUUUAAAUGAUUAUCGCAUCUUUUUAAUAAAUAUUACUCAGGGCAUCCGUAGAUGCCUAAAAGGAAACUACUCCAUAAAGACUUACUCAGGUUCCAGUGGGAGAGGGGAGAGAUCUGAAGUUCCUCGUUUAUUUAUGAUUGAAAGCAAAGUAUACAAGGGGGGGAAGAUAGAGAGAGAGAUUUGUAGAGAGAAGGCAGAGGAAAGAGUAAGCAAGGUUAAGAGAGAGGGGGAGGUUCUGAGUUUCUUGCCCAGCAUAAGGGUCUUACAGACUCUUUUAUAGAAAAAAUUUUGACUUGUAACCUGUUGAACCGGUUUUAAAUGACCGGUUACUUGUAGUGUCGGUCAUGUGAUAACUGUGUUGCUUUACCCUUCAGUCUAUUACUCAGAUAAGAGUAAAAUUACUGUGUCACAGGUAAAACUUUCUCUAUUGUCCUUUUCUGGAGACCAUAGUGGACGUUAAGUCUUCUUGGUCUUCUUCAAGGAUUUGAUCAGAGUCUUCAUUGUCUGAGGGAAAAGAAGAUCCAGGUGUUCCUUGUCCAUGGCUUCCUGUUUCUUCGUAGAUUUCUCUGUAUAUCCUUUCCUUUUCAAAUCUCUUUACUAGUAAAGGACUGGCUUCAAUGGGGAAAGGAUGGAAUUUAUUUCCCAUAAACUUUUUCCAAUAUAUCUUGGUGUUUACGGUUUCUUUCAGAAGGAUGUAUUCGGAGUUAUCCUUUCUAGAGAAAUUCCAGUUUGAUCCUUCAACAUAUGCCUUCCAGAGCUGGUACUGGUAAAGCUUUUCUUUGUUUAAAGUUAGUCCUUUCAAGGUUCCAUGUUGUAGAUGGACAUGGGCCUCAGGAUUUGACUCUGUAUAUAGUUUUAUCACAUGAGUUGCCACGCUGUCAGGGUUUUUGGCACUCUUGGGAGAAGAGGUAAUUUGUAGGCAGAUGCUGGUCAUAUAUUCUGCCUGUAUCUCAUUUACUACCGAAUUUAUUUCUUGGGUAAGAGAGUUGAACUUUUCGGUAGGGGGGAUGAUAAGUGUUUGGAGACAUCCUGCCUCUAAUAAUAGGGAAGGACAUAUAAUCACGUCUCUGUAUAGUUGGUUUCUGAAGGUCUUUAAAUCAAUUUGGGCCUUCCUAAAGAUGAACUUGAUCUGGCAAGUACAUUUGGUGGAUACUGUUUUACAAUAGUCAGAGGACUCUUGACACGGUGUCUUUGUAUCAAAAUAUGUUUGGGGUUUAACAAAUAAACCGUUGUAAUUUUGUGUUUCAGCAUGUACUUCAAACAAGAAUUCUUGUAUGACAUCAAAUUUUGCGAGGAAAAUGUUUGGGUUUAUUUGUGGUGAAAAACUGCAAGAGGCAGCAUAGGUAUGUGUUUGGGUUUUGGGUUCGAAUGCCAUUCCUGUCUUUAUUUUUUCUUCGUCAAUAGUUCCUAGUUUUAAAGCCAUUUGAGCUUCUUCUAGGGAAUUAAAACCUUUGUAUGUAGACCAGAAUUGGUCAUGUUUUGCCUCAGAGAGGUCUUUGUAUGAAGUAUAAACUCCUUUGUUUGGCCCUGUAAUUAAGGCAUAAUGUGUAAAUCCUUUCCCAGAGGGAGAGGCUGAUGAAGUUAAUAAAACUCCUUUGUUAUCUGCAUUGCA
This is a messenger RNA of Vigna unguiculata (cowpea), 3651 nucleotides long. RefSeq lists its product as uncharacterized. The record is from RefSeq and is a predicted model, not a curated record. Gene Ontology annotation, molecular function: DNA binding. Gene Ontology annotation, biological process: regulation of DNA-templated transcription. NCBI's taxonomy places the organism in Eukaryota, Viridiplantae, Streptophyta, Magnoliopsida, Fabales, Fabaceae.